Molecule: messenger RNA, 2157 nt
Organism: Dictyostelium discoideum AX4
Lineage: Eukaryota; Evosea; Eumycetozoa; Dictyosteliales; Dictyosteliaceae
Exons: 1
Coding region: 1-2157 (718 amino acids)
Source: RefSeq, a predicted model, not a curated record
AUGGCAACGUCAAAUAGUAACAAUCAAAUUUGGUCAAAGGUAUCAAUUAAAGAUAAUAUAACUUCAAUAUCAUCACAUUCAUCAGUUUUAUUUAGUGGUGAUGCUAAUAAUAACAAUAAUAAUACCUUAGCAUUUUAUGGAGGAUAUGAUAAUAACACUACAACUACCUCAAUUUUAAGCAAUAUAUUAUUUUAUCAAAUUGAACAACAAAAAUGGGUAGAUCAAGCAAAAGUAUCAAUAAAAACAAAUAACAUAAAUAAACCAAGAUUAAAAAGGAUAGGUCAUUCUUGUACACUAUUAAAUGAUGCUAAUUCAUUCUUUAUAUUUGGUGGCAUGAUAAUUCAACCAACAGCACCAACCACAACUACAACAACAACCUCUUCCCCCUCAAAUGAUAAAGAAGAAUUGAUUAUUGAUUCAAGUUCAAUGAUAUUUUAUAAAAAUAAUAAUAGUAAUAAUAAUAAUAUUGGUGGUAGUGAUAAUGGUACUAUUAUCGAUGGUGAAUGGAAAGAAGUAAUAACAUUUGGUGAUAAACCAUCAGGUAGACAAAGACAUUCAGCAACAUUAGUAAAUAAUAAAAUUUAUAUUUUCGGUGGUAAUGAUGGAUCAAAUACAACCUUCAAUUCAUUAUAUAUUUUAAAUUUGGAUACAAUGAAAUGGUCAAUACCUCAAUGUAAUGGUGAUAUACCACCCUAUAGUUGGGGUCAUUCUUGUACCCUUCAUAAUAACUAUCUCUAUUUUUUUGGUGGAUCAAAAGAAACUAUCAACAACACUUCUCAAUCAUCCGAUUAUAAUAAUCUUUCAAUAUUAGAUCUAUCAACAAAUACUUGGAGGGUAAAUGUUCAAACAUUUUCUCCAACUGGUCCAUUCCCAGUAAAUAGAAUUGGUCAUACAUUUUUAAAAUAUACUCCAAUUAAUAAUAGCAGUAAUAAUAAUAGUAAUAAUAAUAAUUCAAAUUUAAAUAAUGAUGUAUUUAUUUUAAUUGGUGGUAGUACUGGUAAUUUUGGUAAUACUGAAUCAUUAAAAGUUUUAAAUGAUUGUUUUAUAUUCUCACCAGAUUCAUUGAUUUGGAAACAUAUAUCAACCAAUGAAACAUCUAUCCCACCACAACGUUCCUAUCAUACUUCAAAUUUAAUUAGUAACUCUGGUAAAAUAUAUAUAUAUGGUGGUAUUACACCAAUAAUAGGUGGUGAUAAAGAUAUACAUAUACUGGAUGUUGAAAAGAUAUUAUUAAAAUUAGAAAAUCAACCAAAGAAAAGAAUACGUUUAAGACCUGUUAAACUAUCAUCAGAUAAUUCAAAUACAAACUUAAUAUCUCCAACACCCUCCCCACCAAUACUUCCUCAAACAACUCCUUCAAUUUUAAAUAAUGUUAAUAACAACAACAACAAUAAUAAUAAAAAUGAAAACAUCGAUGAUAAUAAUGAAGUAAAUGAAACUAAACCAUCAAUUAAAGAAAAAUCACCACCUAGACAUGUUAAUAAUAAUAAUAAUAAUAAUAAUAAUAAUAAUAAUAAUAAUAAUAAUAAUACCAAUAAUAACAAUAAUAACAAUAUAAUACCUAAACCUCUUUCAUUAUCACCACCACCAUCUCUUUCAUCCUCUUCUAAUUCAUCUAUUACAUUACCAUCUCCUCCAGUAUCAUCUAAUAAUACAAUAAGUAAUUCUAUAAAUAAUAAUGGAAAUAAUAAUAAUAAUAAUAAUACAGUUAAAAAGAUGAAAACACCAUCAACAAUUGUUGAAUGGAUUAACCAAAAUGGGUUACAAAAAUAUAGAGAUAAUUUUAUAAUGAAUGAUAUUACUUUAGAUAAUUUAGGAUUUCUUACAGAAAAGCAUUUAAUCGAAGAUUUAUGUAUUCCUACAUUGGGAGCAAGAUUAAAGAUUUUAAAUUGUAUAAAACCAUAUCAACAAAAAGAAAAAGAAAAUAAUAGUAAUAAUAACAAUAGUAAUAACAAUAAUAACAACGAAUCGUUACAAGAAUCAAUUGCAGUUUUAAAAUCCAUUACAGAUACUUUAUCUUUAACUUUAUCAUCAUUAACUUUAACAAUUCAAAAUUUAUCAUUAAGUAAUAGUAGUAAUAAUUCUACUCCUGGCGAUCAUCAUAAUAAUAAUAAUAAUAGUGUUAACAACAAUAUAAAUAAUAAAAAACAUAUUUAA